This is a messenger RNA of Schistosoma spindalis, 6421 nucleotides long. The record is from the annotation of a GenBank genome assembly. NCBI's taxonomy places the organism in Eukaryota, Metazoa, Platyhelminthes, Trematoda, Strigeidida, Schistosomatidae.
GGAUACUCUUUGAGCGUCUUUUUGAGUAUCCCGGGCUUUGGUGUGGUAGUUUGGUGCCUUACCUAGAAUCAGCAUUCAUAAAAAAAUAUAUCUGAUGCCAUGUUGCACAUUAUCGACCGAACAGAGACGUUUUAAAAAAUCUUACAUCAGUAUUCAUCUUUUAUGUCAAAACCAAGAGUAAUCAAAGAAUUAUCCACACCGACGGGUUCAACGAUUGCUCGUCAACCCCUUGGGGGAUGUGAAUAUCCCUUCCAAAGGGCUGACUUUGGAACAAAAGGUAUUGUAUAUCCACAUCAAACAGUUCCGACAAAGAGCAGCAAUAUAAAUCAAACCCCAGUAUGGAUUUCAACCACUUCUCGUCCUGGAGUGAGUGGCUUCAACGCAAUGUCUCUAAGAGGGCGGCGUACUCUUUCCCCACCCCAACCCCCACCUCUACCUCCUCCACCACCUAGUCCGCAACUUGUGCCUUUAAAAGCUCGUUUAGCAAGAUCAAAAUCAACUGCUACAAGACCAGUAACUACUCGCCCGGAUUAUUGCCAAAGGCUUCGUAAAGCUAGUGAUGGUGGAGCUCCUACACGCCUUACAAAUUCAAGUUCAGUUCUUACAAGAUCUACCUCAGAAUUACGAUCAAGGAUUGAAGUUAAAAAUGAACCUUCAGAAAGUCAUACAGGGAGUGUGGAAUCAAGUGAGGAAAAACCAAGUGUAUCGACAGUUAACCCGAGUGCUUUCCUUCCUAUUGCUCAUCCUACCGAACGUAGUCCUGUUUAUGUCUGCCUUGCCAAUGUUGCCUUUUUAAGUUUAUCACUAUUGGUUACUAGUAUAUUUUCUAUUAUCUUUCUACCAUUUUGCCUGAUUGCUUGCCUUGUAAGACGUACUGGCAUCUGGAUUGCUAAUGUCUUCCAAUAUACCACAUGUUGUAAAUGCGGAGGAUUUCUUAUUUCUAAUAAUACAAAUCCUAUAAUUGAAUCAAUAAUAUCACGUUUGUCAGUCAGCUUGAAUUCUAAUCAAAGAUGUCAUUGUUUUACUGAUAAACAAUUAGAAAAUCGUUAUAGCAACUCAUUGAAAGCUCUUUCAUCUGCUGAACUUCGAUGGCUUCCAGCUCUUGAAUAUAAAUAUGAACUUGAUUGGAAUGGAACUAACUUUACUACUUUGUAUUGUUCAGGCCAUUCACCUACAGUGGUUAUAUGCUUGAGAUUUGGUGCACCGGGAUUAAAAUUAGCGCGCUUGCGUGAGUUGAUCAGUAACCGUUUACUCUCUCGGACUUCUGAUUGUUCAUCAUUUGCUUCAUCUCCAAGGGGUUCUUGUUUAACAGACAAAGGAUGUUCAGAUACUAGCAGAAGACGCUGUGAAAGCUCAUAUAUCCCACCUUCGGAUGCUAGAUCACGCUUGACGCAAUGUCUAACAUAUCUAUCAACUGGGUAUGCAUGGAGAGAAUGUAUGGCAUUUCAACUUGAAGAACAUGUAGUCCGAUUGUCUUCGAUUCAGACAAAAUCAGAAACUAAUUCAUCACGACCAUAUGGAUCAAAGUGGGAAGAUAAGCACUCGGCAAACCCCAAGAUGAUUAACUUGGAGGUGCUUCUUAAUGAACUGAGUAGUCUACCUUUAAGACUUGAUCGGCCACUUUGGAAGGCUCAUUUAUUGGAACACUUCUAUGAGAAUGAUUGUGAUGAAACAACAGAACCGUCAGAUAUUGAAAGUGAUGCUGAUUCUGAUGAAUCUAAUACAUGCAAAACAUCACAUUCUAGUCGUAAACCUAUGAAUAAUAAUACAGAAAAAUUGAAUAAAACAAAAAAGUGUUCAAUAAAUAAUUAUAAUCAAACAUAUACUACUACUAAUAAUAAUAGUAAGAGAAAUUUAAAUUCAUUUGUAUGUCGACGUUCUGGUUCAUCAGGUGUUGGAAGUUUAUUAAUUUUUCAAUUUCAUGCUGCUUUAUCAGAUGAUGGUAAAGCAUUAGUUCAUAUGGUCACAAAUUGUUUAGCUGAUUUACCCAGUCGUACACAAACACCACAACAUUCACCAAAUAAACAAACACCAAUUCAUACAGCAUCAUCUAUAAACGAUCAACUUAAUGAAACAACCACAAAUCAAUCAACAUCAGGAGCAAUUACUGCCACAUUUUCAUCGCCAUCGUCAUCCUUAUGUGAAAAUGGAAGAAAAUGGAGAGGACAAAAUGCCAUCAGUGGGAAUUAUAGUGAUACAAAUGAGAAUAAUACUAAUACUGGUAAUAAUAACAAUAAUAUACAAAGUGAUGCAUCUCUAUCCAAUAAAAAUACGUCCAAAUGGUCUACUACAAUGAAAUCAUCUCGUAAUUCUACUUCAUCAUAUAACUCAACAUUUUAUCAUUCAUGUGGUUUAUCUAAAACCACACUAAUAAAUGAACAACAGUCUCAAUUAAAUAGUUUAAAUAUAUCAAAUAACAAUAAAUAUCAACUUAAUUCAUUUACAAAAUUCAAUUCAAAUCAAAUACAAUUAAAACCUAAUCAGAAUGAACGAUUAUCUAAUAGUGUAUUAUCAAAUUCUUCUAUCACAACAACAACAACGACUAGCACAUCUACCGCGAAUUCAUUGUUAGACGAUGAAGAUUCAGAGGAAUCAGAAGCUGCACAAUGGUGGUAUACAUUUUGGGCAAGUUCAUUGGCUACAAUAGCUACUAUUUUUGAUAUAUUAAGAGUAUUGAUUACUGGACCAACUAUCAUUUUUCAUAAAUAUUUUAUUACUAAUGCUGAUAUGGGUUUAAUUACAAAACAUCAAAAUGUUAAGCAAUCUAAAUUAAUAAAUAAUAAAAAUAAUCAAAUUAAUAAUAAUAAUCGUAACGAAGAUAUCAAAACUGUUCACAAAUGUGCCUUAUUAUCAUUAGCAAAAUUAAGCCGUCUACGUCAAAUUACUAAAGCUUCUUAUUCAGAAUUAAUUUUAAGUUUAUUAGCUGGAGCAUUACGUGGUUAUCAUCAGACAAUGGGAUUUAAACACCCUCCUGAUUUGUUAGCAUUUUUAUCAACUGAAGUACCUGUUUUACCAAAUUGUCAUUUGAGUACUUCAUCAGUAUCUGUUUCCAAUUGUAACAACAACGAAGAUCCACCAUGUACAACUUUAUCACGUGUUUUAAAUAUAACUCAAAGGGUUAGAACAAGUAAUAAUCUUGAUUUUCAGAAUAUUUCUCCGUGUCGUCAACAACAACGAAUACAUCAUGAUAAUAAUGCAGUGGAAACUGGUUUACUAGGAAAUACAAAUCGAAUGGUACCUUUAGGUUCACCAACGACCACCUCCAUAACCACAACAAAUUCAACACGAAAUUUAUGCCCAGGUAGAAAUGUAUUAACUGAACUUUGUUUACCAAUUAAUACAGAAGGUAUGUUACCUAGAUUAUGGGAGACUAAACAACGUCUAACAGAAGUGAAUACAUCAGUUGAUUCCUUAUGUUUAGCAUGGGCGCGUACAGCAUUGUAUACUUUAAUGCCACAUUCUGUGGCAAAAUGGAUUGAAACAACAUAUGGUGGACCAGCGAAAGCCAGUGUAACUAUAACUGGUGUUGAAGUAAUAUCACCAUUUACUACUUCAACAACUGCCACUAAUACAACUACUUCAUAUUCGUCAAAAAUUACAGAUUCUAAUUAUUCUUAUCAAAUGCCUAAAUCAAGACGACUAGCAUAUAUGUCUUUAUUAGCUAACAAAUCUUCGGAUGCUCGUAUACUACGUCAAAGAUUGAGAAGACGACUUCCACGAAGAACAACAACAGCAACAUCAUUAGUUUAUCCACCUCGUUUAGGAACAAGUUUCCGUGCAUUGGCUCGUCAUUUAGUGAAUGCUAAUGCUGGAAUUAUGUAUAUAGCUGGUUGUCCUAUUAUUCGUAUUGAUACUUGGAUGCCUUCACCAGUGAAUAGACCAUCAGAAUUUAUUGCAAACUAUCAAUCACCUGAAUUAAGUAAUAGGAUUAAUAAAUCUGCUUCAAAUGAAACCAUUGUACAUAUUUGUCGUGAUUUAUGUGUCACGUUUACAACAUAUGCUGGACAAUUAUCUUUGACAUUUUCCGCAAGUUCAAAACAAUCUAUUCAUCCAAAUUUGGAUUUAAUCAUAUCAGGUAUUAAAUCACAGCUUAAUAAAAUGUGUCAUCUGCUUUCUGGACGUCAUGUACCUAGUAUGACAAGUCGUUGGCUACGUCAUAGUUCAAAUGUUGAGUCGUCCGUAUCUGCACUGUCUGCAAUCAGUAUGAGUCCAUCAUUAAAUCCAAGUCUAGUGUUGCAUAAUGAAAUAUCAUCGAUAAAUGAAAAAGCAAACCUUACUACCACUACUUCUUCUUUUUCUUCAAUAGUUAAAAUGUCGACUGAUAAUUCACCUACUAAUCUAACGGAUGAACUAAACUCUUCCAUGGAAGACAUUUCAUCGUGUAAACAAUUAACUUCAGAAUACAUGUCAUAUAAUUCUAGUGUUUGUCAGUUUACAGAAUCUAAUGGUAAGAUUAAUAAAGCGCAGUCUCUGUCGUGUUCAUCAGAUGGAAGUAAAUCAAUUCCACCUUAUCAAGCUGGUCAACCUAUUAAACAGCUUCAGGAGCAACUUCGAUGGGUUCAAAGACAACUAGAGGAAUCUUCCAACGUUAAAAAUAUGGUCGGGUCUCCAACAACAAACAGCUUGAGAUUGGCAAAAUUACGCAGUGAAUUCUGUAUUCUACUUAGACAAUUGAAACAACGAUGUAGUCAAGGUGAACUAGGGAUCGAUUCUUCCCUAAGUGACUUGAACAAUGAAUUUCAAGAUAUAUCUUGUGAGUCCAAAUUAAAUUGUGCUUCAAUAUCAAGAUCAGGAAACUCAUCGCCACAAAAAUCCGCACAGACAACAUCAGGCUAUCCUUGUCUUAGCGGUCAGUUCAAUGUAAAUCCAUUUAAAAUGGAACAAAAUUCCACAGUCAAACGUUCACUGACUACUGGAGACUUUGAUGAAGUAAGUUAGAUGGUAUAAAUCAAAUGGAAGUUUAUUUGCAGACGAUUUAAAUGAAUAUUUUCACUAGGAUUUUUGAGAAAUAAUACGGCUUUAUACUUUGGAUAUAUAGGUUGAAAACUAGAAUGACCGUAAUCCCUGUAACCGAUAUCUUAUGGAUAUCAUAGGUACUAUCAUUACUAGGGAGCAUAUAACUAGCCAAAUCCAUUCAUAACCAUAAGCAAUACAGAAGGUACAAGAUAUAACCUGGUGUGAAUCGUCCAUAGAAUGGCCUAUCUUUGAAUGCGAACCUGUAGAGGCUAAUCUAUUUAAAAGCAAAUUAAUACCAUAGUACUGAAUGAAAUGCUAUACAAAUAAAAUGUAGUUCGUGCUAACUUGUGUCUAUGUGCGUCAAUGAACUAAUUAAAGCGUUUCCUUUAUCUUCAAGUUUGCCAACGUCUGUGAAUAAGAUUGAUAAAUGGACCUUUCAAUGGUAGUCUGGCUGAGUAUAUCGAGUUUAUGAGUAACCUUACAUCGCACUUAAUUCGACCCUAAAUUUCAGGAAGCGGAAAGACCUAAAUUCGAGGAUGAACAAAGUACAAACACUUCGCGAACGCAAGGUUCAAAACACCGAACAUGUCUUAUGGAAGAUUGCUAAAAUAGGCACUGAGUUUGUGAUGAAUAGUUCUUUAUUCAUUGAGACACCUAUCUUUUUUCCUUAAUAGUGUAUUAGUAUUGCGAGUAGCUUACAAAACAAUUCAGAAGUUAUAGGGUUACUAGGACUAAUCACCAGCUAAUAUAAUCUUUGUAAUUGUUUAACUUUUUAACAGGACCCAGACUUUUACAUUACAGGACAACCAGAAGUUGAUGAUUUUGAGGACAUCGACUCCAGUGAGUCAGAAUUCGCCUUGAAGGAAGCCUCGAAUGUGAUAUCUGACAACUUAUUUACAGCGACCCAUAACUCAAAUGUAAACGAAUCUAUGAAAGAUUACAAUGAUCUAGACGAUCCAUACAAGCAGAAUCCAGUUGGCGUUAAUGAAGGUGAAUUGCAUAAAAAGCGCAAACGCAAUCGAAAGAAUACAUUCACCUCUGGGCGACGUCGUCCCUCAAAAAUAGCCGCGGAAGUGAUUAGCGUAAACUUCAUGCCUAGUCGCCGUGGUUCGCUAAUGGCACACUCUGCCGUCCAAGGACACAAUAAAAGCAAAAGCUUACUAACUCAGUUCAUGAACACUGUAACCAAGGGUUCAACUCCCAAAAUGCCAAGAGAAUGAUGCUCAGUGGUCGACAGAUAUACGCACUUCAUAAGUCGUUAUUGAUUAAAGCGCCAUACUACAGAACAAAGAGGAUGCUUGGUAAAUACGCUAAUUUCUACACAGUACCCACUGUAUAUAAUGUUGUUCAAAAACAGAUUUUAUGAAUGUAUAGUAACGCAAUUCGAACGGAUAAAACAUACCCCUCCUACUAAAAACCCGAGCUUAAUUAGCAUUCAUUUAAGAAAUAAAUCAUUUAUACAAAA